Molecule: messenger RNA, 867 nt
Organism: Saprolegnia diclina VS20
Lineage: Eukaryota; Oomycota; Saprolegniomycetes; Saprolegniales; Saprolegniaceae
Exons: 2
Coding region: 1-867 (288 amino acids)
Source: RefSeq, a predicted model, not a curated record
AUGCGCUCGAGGGUGGGCAUCUGCGCACGGCCGAAUGACGUCUUUCGCAAGCCCGAGAUACUUGGUGUGUUUCGCCUCCUCGCCACCCGUGGCGAUCUCUGGGAUGACACCUGGAUGGAGCAAGCCUGCGCUGCCAACAACGUGCCAUUGGUGCAGCUUCUUCUUGAGCACGCAGACGGGCGCUGUGGCCCCGGCGCCUUGGCAGUGGCCAUCUUCCACAAGGCGUGGGACGUCGUGCGCUUUCUCUUGGCCAAUACCACGAUCAAUGUCUCGAUGAAUGCGCUGCAGUCAUUACUCGGGCCCGACGGUCUCGACCUCGCGGCGCACAUUCUGCAGCGCCAACCAGAGCUCCGACACGAGGAGCUCCUCCAAACCGCUUCUGCCAGCCACAACACGGCGGCGACCCGCUUCCUCUUCGCCGCCGGCAUUGGCAACCCGCGCAAAUGCCUCUACCAGAUGGCAGGUCGUCCCAAGCACGUGACGGAGAGCAAGCUCUUGUUGUCGUACUGCAUGCACGCGACCGACCAUCUCGACAACGUUCUCUUUCUUUUGAAGCUCUACAAGAUACCCGACCGCCGCCGCAAGACGAUGCUGCACCUGAUCACACCCGAGCUCACAUACCAAGGUCGGAAGGUGAGCCAAACGACCACGCUUCCGCCAAGCGUGGCGGCGCGUGCGACCACGCUGCUGGAGGCUGGCGAGGUUGUCGACUGGGCGCUGGCCAUUGUCAUUUGUACUGCCCAUGUAACGGGCGCGACAAACAGCACAGAGCAGCUCAAGACGAAUACUUCUUUGGUUCAGGACGUCGAGCUCAAGACGCACCUUGUUCGCCUUCUCGCCAGCAAGCGCAAGCGCCAGGAGAGCUAG